CUGUGAAAAGGAAAGAAAAAAUGUCGAAACGACAUCGCAUCGAUGUUGGGGAUUCUUACAGGAAAAGGGAGGAUGAUGGGAGAAGGGACAGGUCACGGUCUCCGGUCAAGGAAAAGUCACAGUCCAUCUUUGAACAGUUUAACAUUCCAAAACCACAGUUACAAAUAAAUCCAUUUACAGGCUUGCCACAUACACCACGCUACCUACAACUGCUGGCCAAGAGGAAGAGUCUGCCAGUGUGGGAGUAUAAGGAAAAGUUUGUAGAGGUUCUUAACAAGCAUCAGACACUUGUGCUGGUGGGAGAGACUGGCUCCGGAAAAACCACACAGAUUCCACAAUGGUGCCUGGACUGGGUACGGGUGCGGUACAACAAGAAAGGAGUGGCGUGUACCCAGCCCCGAAGAGUGGCAGCCAUGUCAGUAGCCCAGCGUGUAUCGGAGGUGGAUGUCGGUCUUGGCCAGGAGGUCGGAUACAGUAUACGAUUUGAGGACUGCACCUCAUCUAAGACUAUACUGAAGUACAUGACAGAUGGUAUGUUACUGCGUGAGGCGAUGUCUGAUCCUCUUCUUGAGAACUACGGAGUUGUCUUGCUUGAUGAGGCCCACGAGCGCACCCUGGCCACCGAUAUACUGAUGGGACUGUUGAAAGAGGUAGCCAAGCAGAGGUCCGACCUGAAGAUCAUCAUCAUGAGUGCUACUCUGGACGCUGGCAAAUUCCAGAACUACUUUGACAAUGCCCCAUUGAUGAGUGUGCCAGGACGUACCCACCCUGUGGAGAUAUUCUACACGCCCGAGCCCGAGCGUGACUACCUGGAGGCGGCCAUCAGGACAGUGCUGCAGAUUCACAUGUGUGAGGAAAUAGAGGGAGAUAUUCUGCUCUUCCUCACUGGACAAGAGGAGAUAGAUGAGGCGUGCAAGCGUAUACAUCGGGAGGUGGAGAACCUGGGACCAGAUGUUGGAGACAUGAAGUGUAUACCGCUCUACUCCACCCUCCCACCCAACCUUCAACAGAGGAUCUUUGAGCCCCCACCGCCCAACAAGCCCAAUGGAGCCAUAGGCCGUAAAGUGGUGGUGUCUACAAAUAUUGCGGAAACAUCUCUCACAAUUGAUGGCGUGGUAUUUGUGAUAGACCCAGGAUUCGCCAAACAAAAGGUGUACAACCCUCGUAUCCGUGUGGAGUCCCUCCUUGUGACGGCCAUCAGUAAGGCAAGUGGCCAACAGCGUGCCGGUCGCGCUGGUCGUACAAAGCCUGGCAAGUGUUUCCGACUCUACACGGAGAAGGCCUUCAAACAAGAAAUGCAGGAAAAUACAUAUCCCGAGAUCCUUCGUUCCAACCUGGGCUCCGUUGUUCUGCAGUUGAAGAAGCUUGGCAUUGACGAUCUCGUGCACUUUGACUUCAUGGACCCACCUGCUCCUGAGACAUUGAUGAGAGCCCUGGAGUUGCUGAACUACCUAGCUGCCCUUGAUGAUAAUGGAGACCUGACGGAGCUGGGCUCAAUGAUGGCGGAGUUCCCUCUUGAUCCCCAGCUGGCCAAGAUGGUCAUAGCCAGUACAGACUUCAGCUGCUCCAAUGAGAUUCUCUCCAUCACUGCCAUGUUGUCAGUGCCGCAGUGUUUUGUGCGCCCGACGGAGCUCCGAAAGGCAGCUGACGAGUGUAAAAUGAGGUUUGCACACAUCGAUGGAGAUCAUCUUACGCUACUCAACGUCUACCACGCUUUCAAGCAAAACCAGGAAGAUCCUCAGUGGUGUUACGACAACUUCAUCAACUUCCGAUCCCUGAAGAGUGCAGACAACGUGAGACAGCAGCUGGCGCGCAUCAUGGACCGAUUCAACCUGAAGCGCUCCAGCACGGAGUUCACAAGCAGAGAUUACUAUCUCAAUAUACGCAAAGCGCUUGUGUCAGGAUUUUUCAUGCAGAUUGCCCACCUUGAGAGGACUGGUCACUACCUGACCGUGAAGGACAACCAGAUUGUCCAGCUUCACCCUUCCACCUGCCUCGACCACAAGCCAGAGUGGGUCCUCUACAACGAGUUUGUACUCACAACCAAGAACUACAUCCGUACUGUCAUUGACAUCAAGCCGGAGUGGUUGGUACAGAUAGCACCGCAAUACUACGACAUGUCAAACUUCCCCCACUGCGAGGCGAAGAGACAGCUGGAGAGGAUUAUAGCCAAGGUCCAGGCCAAGGGCUACGAGUAAUACUGACCAAGAAAGGGAACUCGUACAACUAGCGGAAAAAGUUUCAUAUCCAGGGGAGAUAACUCUUCAGUGAAUGAAUAUUUGAAAAACUGGUGACAACCUUGGCAUCUGUCCGAGUGUCAUUGGUGCUUUUUCACUAAAAACUGAAAUGUCUGAACAAUAUUGUGAAUUUAGUUAAAUUCAUCUGAUACAUACAAGUAUAUUGUCAAUCUCCAUACAGCAGUUACUUCCCUUUGCCAUACAGAGUUCACUGCCACCACGCAUGCCAAUUACCAUAAUGAUCAAAAUAAUGUGAUGCUAAUGUGACGCAAUUCAAAAAGUUUCAUUUUAUAUCAAUCAUAUAACUUUGAAAGCAAUGGUAUGAUUAUGAAACAGAAUAAAAUACUGCAUAGAUAUUUCUAAUAAACCCUAUUUUUCAAAAACAGUUAUUAUACACUGAAAUUCAGCUUUUUUACAUAUUUAAAGUGGUAUCAGAAACAUUCUUUACUUGUCAGGGGAGAUAACUGUGUGGGAGAUUGGUAUAUUUAAAGGGACAGUGCUCUAUGAAAUGUAAAACUUUAAAAGUCAUUGUGAAUUAUUUUGUACUAUUAACUAUUGUUGUACUUAAUAUAAACAUAUUGUCAUGACAUCCCGAACAACUUAUUCUUUGUUAGUACUAUUGUAAGAAAUAGAAAAAUGGAUAUUUAUAUAUGAAUGGAAGAUUAUUUGGUAACAAUUUUAAAUUUUGCCUUAUAUUCCAUAAGAUUCACACUACUUGAAACAAAAUUAUUGUCACUUUUGUUAAAUUGUAAAAAUAUUGUAUAUUAAGUGUCUGAUCAUGCAAAAUAAAUUUAGAAAUGGUA
Molecule: messenger RNA, 3040 nt
Organism: Mya arenaria
Lineage: Eukaryota; Metazoa; Mollusca; Bivalvia; Myida; Myidae
Product: putative pre-mRNA-splicing factor ATP-dependent RNA helicase PRP1
Cellular component (GO): intracellular anatomical structure; spliceosomal complex
Molecular function (GO): RNA helicase activity; ATP binding; RNA binding
Source: RefSeq, a predicted model, not a curated record